AUGUCUCAGCAAUCGGACAUCAACCUGUACACCACCCAGACGCCUAAUGGCAUCAAGGUCUCCAUCACUUUGGAGGAAUUAGGUCUCCCAUACAAAGUCCACAAGAUCGACAUCUCCAAGAACACCCAAAAGGAAGAAUGGUUCCUGAAGAUGAACCCCAAUGGGCGAAUCCCCACACUGACCGACACCUUCACCGAUGGCGAGACUAUCAACCUCUUCGAAUCCGGAAGCAUCAUGGAGUACCUUGUCGAUCGUUACGACUCAGAUCACAAGAUCAGCUUUCCCAAGGGAACACGAGACUGGUAUGCCAUGAAAAAUUGGCUUUACUUUCAGAACGCCGGCGUUGGUCCGAUGCAGGGUCAAGCUAACCAUUUCACACGAUAUGCGCCUGAGCACAUUGAGUACGGUGUCAAGCGAUACCAGAACGAGACACGUCGUCUGUACUCAGUGCUUGACAAGCAUCUUGCUUCAGAUAACAGGCCGUAUCUUUGUGGCGAGAAAUGUACAAUUGCCGAUAUUUCGCACUAUGGCUGGGUGGCGUCCGCAGGCUGGGCUGGGGUUGAUAUUGACGAAUUUCCUGCCCUCAAGGCCUGGGAAGAGCGCAUGACAUCCCGACCUGGUGUUGAAAAGGGUCGUCAUGUCCCGGACCCUCACACGAUCAAGGAGCUCCUCGCAGACAAGAACAAGAUGGAGGAGUACGCUGCCAAGAGCCGCAAAUGGAUCCAGGGCGGCAUGAAGCAGGAUGCCGAGAAGCAAAAGUAA
Molecule: messenger RNA, 762 nt
Organism: Alternaria incomplexa
Lineage: Eukaryota; Fungi; Ascomycota; Dothideomycetes; Pleosporales; Pleosporaceae
Exons: 5
Coding region: 1-762 (253 amino acids)
Source: RefSeq, a predicted model, not a curated record